AUGCAACUUAUAAAGGCGCCCGUCUAUACAAUUGCUAUGGGCAUGGCAGCAUCAAUGGGUUCCUUCUUGUUAGCUGCUGGUGCCCCAGGCCAUAGGAAAGCGCUGCCAAAUUCAAGGAUUAUGGUACACCAGCCCUCAGGCGGUGCAACAGGACCAGCGGCAGACAUUGAGAUCGCCGCCAAGGAAAUCCUGCGUCUGAGAACGCUUCUCAAUGAGAUAUACGCUCGACACACGGGGCAAUCUCUUUCCACUAUUGAGAGAGCACUCGAUCGCGAUCGGUAUAUGACCCCGGAAGAGGCUGCCGGAUUCGGUCUCAUCGAUGGAGUGCUUAAUGCAACACCCUCGAGACAAAUAUUAUAA
Messenger RNA from Mitosporidium daphniae, 360 nucleotides. Its product is annotated as proteolytic subunit of ATP-dependent Clp protease. Gene Ontology annotation, biological process: protein quality control for misfolded or incompletely synthesized proteins. NCBI's taxonomy places the organism in Eukaryota, Fungi, Microsporidia. Gene Ontology annotation, cellular component: endopeptidase Clp complex. The transcript has a single exon. The record is from RefSeq and is a predicted model, not a curated record. Gene Ontology annotation, molecular function: serine-type endopeptidase activity; ATPase binding; ATP-dependent peptidase activity. Bases 1 to 360 code for a protein of 119 amino acids.